AUGCGGAUACUUCAUCUCAAUUUUCUAUUCUACACCGUCUCUGGUGUGUGGCGGCCGAUAGAAUGGUCGUCCAACUGCUCCAAGCUGCUGUACAGCUUGUUCACCGUCAUGACGAUCUACUUGCUGAACUUCGCGAUGCUGACUCAGCUGAUGGAUAUCAUUCUGGUUAUCGAUAACAUGGACGACUUCGCCACGACGAACAUACUGUUUUUCUCGAGCGCGUUAUGUAAAGCCAUCACCGCCGUGAUUCGCCGCGAUCAAAUCGUCAACUUGACAAACAUACUGCAAGGGGAACCUUGCAAAGCCUGCAACGAAGAGGAGACAGCCAUUCAGACGAGAUACGAUCGUUUAAUCAGAUCAUGUUCCAUAGGUUACAUAGUCCUGGCGUCGUUGUCCGCCACAGGCGCCACGGUAGGAGAGGUGUUCGCUGUUUUGCAGGGCGAGUUACCUCACAGAGGUUGGGUGCCCUACGACUACAACUCGCCCUUUUUGUUCUUACUCACGUCUCUUCAGGAGAUGUUAAGUCUGAUCCUCGGCACGACCGUGAACAUCGCCACGGAAACGCUGGUGUUGGGAUUUUGCCUGCAAACGUGCGCGCAACUUGAAAUCCUGACGCAUCGCCUCCACGAGAUGACACGGUCGAGAGGGUCGAAGGAAGCUAGCAAAAGCCUGUCGAACAAGGCGAGUCAAUUAGCGAGACACAUUCAUCAUCAUCUGUGUAUAAUUAGAUUCGCCAAAAUGGUCAACGAGGUGUUCAGUGAAGUGGUCUUUGUUCAGUUCUUCGGUAGUAUAUUGAUAUUGUGUUCGACCGUGUAUUACCUGUCUUCUCAUGUAACGCUCGAGGACUUCGCAAACCUGGCCGUCUAUACAAUCUGCAUGUUUGUGCAGAUUUUGUUCUACUGCUGGGCAGGAAACGAAGUUAUACUUAAGAGUACAGGAUUGAGCGAGGCGGUGUAUCAUACCGAUUGGAUGUUGUUGACGAUCAGUGAGCGGAAAGACCUGCUGAUGAUCAUGAAACGUAGCACAAGACCUAUCCAAUUUAACAGCAGUUUCCUGGUAACGUUGUCCUUGGAGUCUUAUGGCAAUAUCCUCAAGACGUCUUACUCCGCGUUCAACGUUUUACAACAGUCAUGA
Messenger RNA from Harpegnathos saltator (Jerdon's jumping ant), 1134 nucleotides. RefSeq names its product odorant receptor 46a. The record is from RefSeq and is a predicted model, not a curated record. Gene Ontology annotation, cellular component: plasma membrane. Lineage: Eukaryota; Metazoa; Arthropoda; Insecta; Hymenoptera; Formicidae. Gene Ontology annotation, biological process: sensory perception of smell; detection of chemical stimulus involved in sensory perception of smell. Gene Ontology annotation, molecular function: olfactory receptor activity; odorant binding.